AAAUAAGGAAAUAAAACUUGCCAGUCCCGCAUUCUUUCUGGGCGUGCAAUGAGGUGAAUUCCCCUACCUACCUACGUACCUACCUGUGCAGGAUGUGACAGUUAAAUUGUUAUUUCAACACGCCUUAUCUCAGGGGCUGAGACUUAAUGAAAUGCAUACUCCGCAUAGUGGAACUUGUUCAAGUUCAGGAAUGUUUUCAUCUUCUACAUAUAGUUCUCGGAACCACUGUGAUUCCUUCGUGUAUCCCAGGAGAAUCUGAAGACAACUGCACAGCUCUAGUGAAGACAGAAAACAGUCCACGUGUGGCUCAAGUGUCAAUAACAAAGUGCAGCUCUGACAUGAAUGGCUACUGUUUGCAUGGACAGUGUAUAUUCCUGGUGGACAUGAGUGAAAAAUACUGCAGGUGUGAGGUGGGUUAUGCUGGUGUCCGAUGUGAACACUUCUUUUUAACGGUCCAACAACCCUUGAGCAAAGAAUAUGUGGCUCUGACCGUGAUUCUUAUUCUCUUCCUUCUUCUCUUAGUCGCCGGCUCCAUAUACUACUUCUGGAGAUGGUACAGAAAUCGAGAAAUUAAAAAGUCAAGGAACGAGUAUGAAAGGGUGACCUCGGGAGAUCUGGCGUUGCCACAAGUCUGAGUGGCGCCACCAAGCUCAUGGGCCGGGAUGCACAGCAAGCUGUUGAUGUUAAUAUUCCUAUUUUAUUAAUAAUAUUUAUGUUGGGUCAUGUGUUAAAUCAACAAUUUUUAAUAUAUUUGGAAACUUUUUGUUUCUUUUUUUGUAUAAUGUACACAAACUAAUAUAGAAAGAAAAUUGGUAUUUUUUUUUUCUUGAGCUAAGUGCUUUAUUGAAAGCUUCAAAGCUUAUUUGCUUGCUACAAAUAAGUUGCUCAGGAAGUGUCAGCAAAGGACAGAUUUCUCUAAGCCUAAAUAUAUGGUCAAAUCAAUUUGAUAAGUAUAUUUUUCUACUCCUCAAAACAAUGAUAAUUGGUUUGUGUAUACCAUAGUUUGAUGUAUAAGUUGACUCCAUUGUGUCAUAUAUUGAACAAUGAUAAAAUGGGAAUUGGGGAGAAGCAAAUAUAGACCAUGUGCUAAACACUCCACAUUUGAAACAAACUAAACGGGGAGAGCUCUGCUCCCUCCAGGCCCAUUCUCAGCUCUGUUUAUCUGCUUGGAGGGGAGGUGGUCAAUUCCUUAUUCCAACCCACAGCUCCUAUGGAUACUAGUCACCCAUCUCAGAUUGUCCUUAAGGAAAAUGAACCAGCUUAUACCAUCUUCUAUGCAAAUAGUAGAUAUUUUUAUAACUUCACAGAGUUCCUUUUUUUUUGUUUUUUUUUUUUGUACAGCAUUUAUGUGAGGCAGCUCUUGCUUCUGAGACAAUUUUUAAAAAACCCACACUUAGAGCUACUUUUUAAGAGUAUUUAUUUUUGUAAGGGCUUUGCUGAAUUCUAAGGUUAAUUUAUAGUCCAAAAUUUGAUGGACUAAUCAUUAUUUUAAAGUACAAGACAACAGUUAUAUAUAUAUAUAUAUAUUGCCUAAAGACAGAAACACUUGUUUUCCAUCCAAGAAAUUUUUAACUUAAGAAAUGAAGUAAGUAGCUUCUUAUAGAAUUUGAAAUUCUAUAUUUAAAAUUAUAUCCUGAUGCAGAACAUGGGGAAAACAAGAAAAAAUAAGUCAUAAUGUGUUUUUCCAAAUGAACGCAUUUAUUUGAAAGUUUUUAGAAUUUAGACUUAACCAUUCAUUCCUUAUGAUGAAGACUGAGAUGAAACCAGAGUCUUUUGUUUAUUUUUGAGAGGAGACUAUGGUUUCUCCUAUACUCAGAGCCUAUGGUCUCAGUGAAUUAAUAAGGAUGCUUGGGACAACUGCACAAGGAGCCACAGCUGUUACUACCUGGGGACCACAUGGGAGACUGUCUCACUGAAUGCUAGACCUCAGGAUCACGCGCUUGAACAGGGAGGGUCUAUUCUUUUCCACUUUUUGUCCUGACAUGUGCCAGGGCAACAAAGA
Pipistrellus kuhlii (Kuhl's pipistrelle) is the source of this 2002-nucleotide messenger RNA. It is a transcript of the gene EREG, whose product is annotated as epiregulin. Gene Ontology annotation, biological process: positive regulation of mitotic nuclear division; epidermal growth factor receptor signaling pathway; positive regulation of cell population proliferation. The transcript has 5 exons. The coding region runs from base 147 to 635 and encodes 162 amino acids. Lineage: Eukaryota; Metazoa; Chordata; Mammalia; Chiroptera; Vespertilionidae. The record is from RefSeq and is a predicted model, not a curated record.